AUGUCUUCCGCUACUACUUUCUUCGACUUUGAGCCUGUCGACAAAAAGGGCCAGCCUUUCCCUCUUUCCUCGCUCAAGGGCAAGGUCGUCCUCGCCGUCAACACCGCCUCCAAGUGUGGCUUCACUCCUCAAUUCGAGGGCCUCGAGAAACUCUACAAGGAGCUCAAGGCGCAGUACCCGGAGGACUUUGAAAUCCUCGGAUUCCCCUGCAACCAGUUCGGCAGCCAAGACCCCGGUUCCAACGACGAGAUCCAGUCCUUCUGCCAGAUCAACUAUGGCGUUUCCUUCCCCGUGCUCGGCAAGCUGGACGUCAACGGCGACCAGGCCGCGCCCGUCUUUGCCUGGAUGAAGGACGCUAUGCCCGGUGUACUCGGCCUGAAGCGCGUCAAGUGGAACUUUGAAAAGUUCCUUGUCUCGGCCGACGGUAAGGUCAUCGGUCGUUGGUCCUCCAUCACCAAGCCCGAGACUUUGAAGGAGCCGAUCGUCCAGGAGAUUGAAAAGGCCCGCAAGGCCGGCACGGCUGCUUCGGUGGCCAAGGCGCCCGAGGCGACCGAGUCGGCGAAGCUGUCGUGA
Molecule: messenger RNA, 573 nt
Organism: Penicillium oxalicum
Lineage: Eukaryota; Fungi; Ascomycota; Eurotiomycetes; Eurotiales; Aspergillaceae
Product: glutathione peroxidase
Exons: 2
Coding region: 1-573 (190 amino acids)
Biological process (GO): response to oxidative stress
Molecular function (GO): glutathione peroxidase activity
Source: RefSeq, a predicted model, not a curated record